CUCUCCCGGACCCCUUCCUGGGCGAUUCCGGCGGGGCCUCUGCCCCGGCCUCCUGCGGGCGGCAAGAUGACCGACACCCGGCGGCGGGUGAAGGUGUACACGCUCAAUGAGGACCGGCAGUGGGACGAUCGGGGCACCGGGCAUGUGUCGUCCGGCUAUGUGGAGCGGCUGAAGGGCAUGUCCCUGCUUGUCCGGGCCGAGAGCGACGGUUCUCUACUUUUAGAGUCCAAAAUAAAUCCUAACACUGCAUACCAGAAACAACAGGACACUUUGAUUGUGUGGUCUGAAGCAGAAAAUUAUGACUUGGCCCUUAGCUUUCAAGAAAAAGCUGGCUGUGAUGAAAUUUGGGAGAAAAUAUGUCAGGUUCAAGGAAAGGACCCUUCAGUGGACAUCACUCAGGACCUUGUAGAUGAAUCUGAAGAGGAGCGCUUUGAUGAUAUGUCAUCGCCAGGUUUAGAAUUGCCAUCUUGUGAAUUAAGUCGCCUUGAGGAAAUUGCAGAACUUGUGGCGUCAUCUUUACCUUCCCCCCUUCGUCGUGAAAAACUUGCACUAGCACUGGAAAAUGAGGGUUACAUUAAAAAGCUCUUAGAGCUAUUUCAUGUGUGUGAAGAUUUGGAAAAUGUUGAAGGACUCCACCACUUAUAUGAAAUUAUCAAAGGCAUCUUCCUCUUGAAUCGAACUGCUCUUUUUGAAGUUAUGUUCUCUGAAGAAUGUAUAAUGGACGUCAUUGGAUGCUUAGAAUAUGAUCCUGCUUUAUCACAACCACGAAAACACAGGGAAUUUCUAACAAAAACAGCCAAGUUUAAAGAAGUGAUUCCCAUCUCAGAUCCUGAGCUGAAACAAAAAAUUCAUCAGACAUACAGAGUUCAGUAUAUACAAGAUAUGGUUCUACCUACCCCUUCAGUCUUUGAAGAAAAUAUGUUAUCAACACUUCACUCCUUUAUCUUUUUCAAUAAGGUAGAAAUUGUUGGUAUGUUACAGGAAGAUGAAAAAUUUCUGACAGAUUUGUUUGCACAAUUAACAGAUGAAGCAACAGAUGAGGAAAAAAGACAGGAACUGGUUAACUUUUUAAAAGAAUUUUGUGCAUUUUCACAAACGCUACAACCUCAAAACAGAGAUGCUUUCUUCAAGACUUUGUCAAACAUGGGCAUAUUACCAGCCUUAGAAGUCAUCCUUGGCAUGGAUGAUACACAGGUGCGAGGUGCUGCUACUGAUAUAUUCUCAUACUUGGUUGAAUAUAAUCCAUCCAUGGUACGAGAGUUUGUCAUGCAGGAGGCACAACAGAAUGAUGAUGUAAGUAAGAAGUUAACAGAGCAAAAAAUAAACAACAAGGAUAUUUUGCUGAUCAACCUCAUUAUAGAACAUAUGAUUUGUGAUACAGACCCUGAACUUGGAGGAGCAGUCCAACUUAUGGGCCUGCUUCGAACUUUAGUUGACCCAGAGAACAUGUUAGCUACUGCUAAUAAAACAGAAAAGACUGAAUUUCUGGGUUUCUUCUAUAAGCACUGUAUGCAUGUCCUCACUGCUCCCUUACUGGCAAAUACAACAGAAGACAAACCUAGCAAAGAUGAUUUUCAGACUGCCCAGUUGUUGGCACUUGUGUUGGAAUUGUUAACAUUUUGUGUGGAGCACCAUACCUACCACAUAAAGAACUACAUUAUUAAUAAGGAUAUCCUCCGGAGAGUGCUAGUUCUUAUGGCCUCGAAGCAUGCUUUCUUGGCAUUAUGUGCUCUUCGUUUUAAGAGAAAGAUUAUUGGAUUGAAAGAUGAGUUUUACAACCGCUACAUAAUGAAAAGUUUUUUGUUUGAACCAGUAGUCAAAGCAUUUCUCAACAAUGGAUCGCGCUACAAUCUGAUGAACUCUGCCAUAAUAGAGAUGUUUGAGUUUAUUAGAGUGGAAGAUAUAAAAUCACUAACUGCUCACGUAAUUGAAAAUUACUGGAAAGCACUGGAAGAUGUAGAUUAUGUGCAGACAUUUAAAGGAUUGAAACUCAGAUUUGAACAGCAAAGGGAAAGGCAAGAUAAUCCGAAACUUGACAGCAUGCGUUCCAUUUUGAGGAAUCACAGAUACCGAAGAGAUGCCCGAACGCUAGAAGAUGAAGAGGAGAUGUGGUUUAACACAGAUGAGGAUGACAUGGAAGAUGGAGAAGCUGUAGUGUCCCCAUCUGACAAAACUAAAAAUGAUGAUGAUAUUAUGGAUCCAAUAAGUAAAUUCAUGGAAAGGAAGAAAUUAAAAGAAAGUGAAGAAAAGGAGGUGCUUCUGAAAACGAAUCUUUCUGGUCGGCAGAGUCCAAGUUUCAAGCUCUCCCUCUCUAGUGGAACAAAGACCAACCUCACCAGCCAGUCCCCUGCAACAAAUCUGCCCGGUUCGCCAGGAUCCCCAGGAUCCCCGGGCUCUCCAGGCUCUCCUGGAUCUGUCCCUAAAAAUACAUCUCAGACGGCAGCUAUUACUACCAAGGGAGGCCUCGUUGGUCUGGUAGAUUAUCCUGAUGAUGAUGAAGAUGAUGAUGAGGAAGAAGACAAGGAAGACACGCUACCAUUGUCAAAGAAAGCAAAGUUUGAGUCCUAAUACCGGCCACUGCCUAUGGUCAGUACCUGUUGAGAGAACUGGCUCUCUGCCCCUCCCCCCUACAAAGUCCACAACAAAGCAGUGGUGUCUCGUGAAUGACUGACACAGCUCAGCAUCGCUUGCUUGACUUCUGCUCAUCAAGUGCCAAUUCAUUGGAGCAGGAGGAGGGGAAAUUAUACAUUUAGGGGAAAGACUUACGCCUUUGAGCUCUCCAGCGUGGACCACAUAUUGCCCUUUUCUCAGGGAAGGAAUGGAAACAAAAAGCCAACAGCGCAGGGGUUUUGUUAAGUGGAACUCUGGACUGACUGGUUAGUUGCUACAAUCAGAAUAUGCUUUCUCGGACCAUGUUUGAGACUCAGAAGAAUAGGCUUUUCUGCCAUAUUUCUUCACUAGAUAAGAAUGCCAGCAGUUUCUUUGUAUAAAGAGACCUGCCUUUAAAAUCAUACAUUCUGAACAUGUUAGUCAAGCCACAACAGGUUUGGAAAACCUCUGUGGGGGAGGGGCGAAUAUAAAGUUUCCUCUUUUUUUAUCUGUACCCUUUGCCCUUCAAACUGCAGAUUUUUUUUUUAAGUGGGGAUAUGUCCCUCCUUGAUUAAAGAUUGAGUGGAAUUCUA
Messenger RNA from Manis pentadactyla (Chinese pangolin), 3182 nucleotides. RefSeq names its product protein phosphatase 4 regulatory subunit 3A (gene PPP4R3A). The transcript is spliced from 15 exons. Gene Ontology annotation, biological process: DNA damage response; protein dephosphorylation. The coding region runs from base 67 to 2568 and encodes 833 amino acids. The record is from RefSeq and is a predicted model, not a curated record. Lineage: Eukaryota; Metazoa; Chordata; Mammalia; Pholidota; Manidae. Gene Ontology annotation, molecular function: protein phosphatase activator activity. Gene Ontology annotation, cellular component: protein phosphatase 4 complex; nucleoplasm.